AUGUCUUGUGAUCCUUCCCUCAUGAGUGCAAGGCCUGGAGAGGAUCCUGAGGGUGGAAGCUUCUUGGAGGAAAGCAGUGGUGUGGGUGACAGCAGUAGUGUCCUGGGAGGUGACAGCCCGGUCACGGGGCCGCUGGGUGCAGUGCUGCUGGUCAUCUGCCUCACUGGGAUGGUGGGGAACAUCUACACGGUGGUGGUGGCCUCUGGCAGGGUGGCAGGCCGCUCAGUGGGCUCCUUGGGGGUCUAUGUGAUCAACCUUGCCCUGGCUGACCUCCUGUACCUCUCCACCAUCCCCUUUGUAGUCUGCACCUACUUAGCCCAUGACUGGUUCUUCGGGGACAUGGGCUGCAGGCUUUUGCUCAGCCUGGACCUCCUCACCAUGCAUGCCAGCAUCUUCCUCCUGACCGCCAUGAGCCUGGAGAGAUACUGGGCAGUGGCCAGGCCGCUGCGGGCCAGGCAGGCCGGCAACGCUUACCGCAAGCUGGCCAGUGCCAUCCUCUGGCUCCUCUCGCUCCUGCUUACGGCCCCCAUGAUGGUGAUGACCCAGCUGCGGGAGGCGGGUGGCCCCCACAAGCGCAUCUGCAUCCCCACCUGGACGCCAUCAGCCUUCCGGCUCUACCUGACAGUGCUCUUUGCCACCAGCGUCCUGGCACCUGGCAUGGUGCUGGGUGUUGUCUAUGCCCGCCUGGCCCGGGUGUACCAGUCCUCCACCUGGGGCUCAGGGCUGCCGGUGGCUGGCCGGGCCCCUGCCCGGCGGCUCUUCUCCAGGAUCUCCGCCAUUGUGGUUGCCUACUGGGCCUGCUUCCUCCCCUUCUGGGCCUGGCAGCUGGUCGGGCUGUACCGGGGUGAGGGGCUGGGCAUCGGCCCCACUGCCCAGGCCUACCUCAACUUCGGUGUCACCUGCCUGGCCUAUGGCAACAGCUGUGUCAACCCUUUCCUCUACACCCUGCUUGCCGGCAGCUACCGCCGGCGCCCUGACCGCACUAGGAUGGGCACGGCACGGCCCCUGGCACCCUCCCAGGAGGCCAUGGCAGGUCCAGUGGGAGGCCACAGCAUCCCCCUGGCUUUCGGGGAGCCGUCAGGGUCUGUGGGGGAAAGCAAAGGGUGA
This is a messenger RNA of Charadrius vociferus (killdeer), 1107 nucleotides long. RefSeq names its product urotensin-2 receptor-like. The transcript has a single exon. Lineage: Eukaryota; Metazoa; Chordata; Aves; Charadriiformes; Charadriidae. The record is from RefSeq and is a predicted model, not a curated record. Gene Ontology annotation, cellular component: membrane. The coding region runs from base 1 to 1107 and encodes 368 amino acids. Gene Ontology annotation, biological process: neuropeptide signaling pathway; regulation of blood pressure; blood vessel diameter maintenance. Gene Ontology annotation, molecular function: urotensin II receptor activity.